This is a messenger RNA of Physcomitrium patens, 4748 nucleotides long. Its product is annotated as trafficking protein particle complex II-specific subunit 120 homolog. Gene Ontology annotation, cellular component: trans-Golgi network. Lineage: Eukaryota; Viridiplantae; Streptophyta; Bryopsida; Funariales; Funariaceae. The record is from RefSeq and is a predicted model, not a curated record.
CUUGCUCACGACGACGACGAAAGGAAUUGCGAUGCAGUUGUCGCACGAUCAUGGCGAUGGCGAUGGCGAUGGCGAGACCCGACCCGCACUGCUGAGCUCCAUUUACUCUCUCGCUCUCUGCCCCUCUCUCAAUCAGUGGCAGCUCUAGUGCUGCUGCUGCUGCCACUAUUUCUACUACCGCAGGGCGUUGUGGCUCAGCAGCGUGGCUGCCGUGGAGGUGGAGCUUGCUUCGGUGGAGGAUUGGCUGGCAUGAGGGGCGGAGGAAGGGCGGGGGGCACCAUGGGGGGGCUGUGAGACAAUUUAGUGUGUCAGUGUGUGUGUGUGGUGGGGUUGGUGUAGUAGAUCCGGGCAUUCGUGGUGGUCAUCGGGGAGGAGGAGGAGGAGGAAGGGGGACGACGAUGGAGCCGGACGUGAGGGUGGAGGGCGGGAGUAUUAUCCGAUUGGCAGUAGUGGCCACCGGAGAGAUGCCGCCAUCGCAUUUCCGGGAUUAUGUGGAGAUGUUGUUGCAGCAUACGAAAAUCCCGCUGUCGAGCGUGAGUCCCUAUUACACCGAGCAUCAGAAGAGUCCUUUUUCGCAGCAGCCAUGGGACACGGGGAGUCUAUUGUUGAAGUUUGUGGUGGGCGGGGCGACGAGCAGUCCCUGGGAGGAUUUCCAGACGCACAGGAAGAUUUUAGGGGUGAUCGGAUUGUGUCAUUGUCCGCUCACGUCAGAGAUUAGUUCUGCGUAUGAGCAGUUUUUGACGAUCUGCAAGGCGUAUCCAUCCGCGCAGGUGAUGCGAUGCUUUGCGUUUCAUCCGACACCCGCGCAGAUGGACUUGGACGAAGAGAAGAAGAAAGAGUUUCUGGUGAUGUUCCCGUCUGCAGAUCGGCAGCAGCUGAAAACUCACAUGCAGACGCUUAUGCAGGAUUUCUCCGCGUCGUUGCUGAUGGCUUUCGAAAGCUCGGUGCUGCACCUCAAGCCUGUGCGCCUCGUCACUCCUUUGGAUUCUCAGGUUUCGCUCACUUCUGACGAGGUCAAUAAGAAGAGGAAGUUGGGUCGGGUGCAGAAAACGAUGGGGGAUUAUUGCUUGCUUGCAGGAUCACCGUUAGAUGCCAAUUCGCAUUACUACACUGCUAUUGAAUUAGCCCGGCUCACUGGCGAUAAUCUGUGGCAAGCAGGAGCCAUUGAAGGUUACGUGUGUUCUAUUGUUCUGGAUCGAGCUGGGGAUAAGGAUUACCUGUUGGAGCAGGAAGUGCAGUUUCGAUAUUCGGAGGUGAUCCAGUUGUACCGCAGGGCAACGGCUCUGUCUUUUGAAUUGGAGGCAACUCUAAAGCUCGCGAGGUUUCUCUGCAGGAAGGAGCUUGCUAAAGAUGUCGUUGAGCUAGUGAUGGGAGCCGUAGAAUGGUCCAAGGGCUUGAUGGAUGCUAGCGAUCGAUUGGUGGUCAAUGUCGAAGCAGCUCGAAUCUUUGCUGCGAUCGGCUACAAUCGCAAAGCAGCCUUUUACGGACGGCAGGUGGCUUUGUUGUACCAACAGCAGCACAGUCAUUGGGCUGCCGUUAGUGCCCUGCAAGUGAUGUCGCUCACUGCCGAGUCUUACAAAUGCCCCAGUAACAAGGCGGAAGCUAAAGACAGACAAUUGGGUGAAUGGAGCACUUUGCAAAUGGACGUAUUGUAUGAUGUGCUCUCUGCUGCAGUUCGUGCAGGAGAUGCAUUGGCUGCUUGGAAUGCGGCUGCUCGAUUACUCAGGAAUCAUUUUCCUCUCAUUCCACCAAGUUCGCAAUCAACCUUGGCAACUGCUCUUUCCACGUCUGCCAAGCGCCUGGACCCUGGGACGAGAUCGCCCGACCCAGGUAUUCCGUUUGUCAGAUUACAUUCCUACACUGCAAUGGCAGCGGACAGGGAAAUCGUAAAGCGAACUGUGAACGCGAACGAAUGGUGGAAGGGACGCACUUCAACUGGUCCAUUCAUAUACACUCCUUUUGCUGUAAAGGGUGAUGCUAAUACUAGAAUUCCAGUCACAUGGGUUGUAGGAGAACCCGUGGAAGUUUUAGUGGAGCUUGCCAACCCUUGUGUGUUCGAGGUUAUUGUUGAUAGCAUUGCUCUGUCCGUGGAGCACAAAAAAUUUGAGGCUUUUCCUGUUUCGGUCACACUCCCUCCGAGUUCGGGUCAAGUUGUGUCACUAUCUGGAUUACCUCUUGCAGUAGGGUCGCUCACGGUGAGGGGUUGUAUCGUGAAGUACUUCGGAGUAAUAACAGAGCACUUAUUUGAGGAAGUCAGUGAAUGGGGUUCAGUGAAAGGGACAGCAUUAGUGGAUCCCUUUCGAAGUGGCCACAAGGUUCGUCAGCCUGCUCAGUAUGAGAAAGUGGAGGUGGUCCCGCCAUUGCCUCUGCUUGUGGCAAGAGUUGUGGGUGGAGAGGGAGCCGCUGUUUUGUACGAGGGUGAAAUUAGAGAGAUGCAAAUUAGUUUAUCCAAUGCUGGUGUAGUCCCAGUAGUGGAAGCCCAUAUGACAUUGACGGGCAAAUACCAGCAGCAUGUGAUGUGCAUAGGACACAGUGUGCUGGAAGAUGCUCUACCGUUGCCCCCGGGUGCCACAGUAGUUGUGCCAGUGACUUUGAAAGCUGGUGCACCUACGGCUGAUAUAGAUUUUCGUAAUCUGGUCAGGCCCACGAAAGAUGCUGCAAGUCCUAUGUUAGUUAUUCACUACGCAGGGCCGUCGGUUCCAGAAGGGGUAGAACCACCUCCUGGUAGGCGAGUAGCCUUGCCGCUGCAACUGCAUGUCUUGAAAGGCCUUUGUCUGGUCCAAGCGAAGUUUUUGUCUAUGGAAGUGGCAGCUAAUAUCAGCAGCUCACUUCCCGACUCUGUUGCUUGUGAACAACUGUCGGAGGGUGGAGAAAGUCUAGUAAAAAUGGACCCUUAUAGAGGUAGUUGGGGUAUGCGGCUUCUUGAGCUGGAGCUUUGGAAUGCAACGGAUGUGCUGUUUGAGAUAGUCGUCACUAGCAAGGAUGCUGGAGAGGGAAGCAGAUUGGAAGAUGCUGAGUGUUUAUACCCUCCUACAAGGAUAGACCGAGAUUACGCUGCUCGAGUGCUUAUCCCCUUGGAACACUUCAAGUUAGCUGGCCUGGACAAAGCUAGUCUUGCACGAGCAUCUAUACGGAAAGAGUCCAUCCUUAAGUCCAAGGAUGGAACAGACCGGCAGGCUAAAGCGGAGCUUAACGCAGCAAUCGAAGAACUUAGUUCUAAAAUAUGUGUGAGAUGGACAUCCGGUCGUAACAGUGCUGGAGAAUUGCCGAUAAAAGAUGCUCUUAGAGAAGCUCUGCAGGCAUCUGUUCUGAAAAUCCUAUUGCCUGAUCCUUUAACAUUCGGUUUUCGACUUGCGAAAACCUCUAUUUCAGCUCCCUCACUGAGAAGCGCUAGAGACAGUGGUGACCUUGAUAAUCUUCCCGGGUCACCUAGAAUAGGACUGCAGAAGGUGGAAGCAGAUGACGGAGGUCUAGCUGCAGAUAACAAGGGCGGAAUUGGUGUUCGAGAAUUGACACCCAUCGAAAUGUUGGUCCGGAACAACACGAACGAGUCCGUCAAAAUGACACUUAGUGUUACCUGUAGGGAUGUUACGGGUACAAGUUGCAUGAGUGCUGCUGGUGCUAAAGCGACAGUGCUCUGGGCUGGAACGCUUGAUGGAGUGGAUGUGGAGGUAGGGGCUCUUGGGGAGGCCGUGCAUCGGUUUGCCCUCUGUUUCUUGGUCCCCGGCCAAUACACAUUAUUGGGUUCAGCUGUGAUUGAUUCUCAGCCUACUCAUGAAGCCUUAAGCUACACGGGCCCACCCUUUGCAGUACAUGUUGUAGAAACCAGCUAAUUUUUUCUUUUCACAGCUCUGCGACUUGAACUGCAUGUGGAAACACCCAUCCAUAGUGGCUCUCUCACGCAAAAGUCCGUUCUGUCCUGUCCUGAACUUGUAGCGUUCUCAAAAGCUGUGCCAACUCGUAUUUCAAGCUGCCUGACAUGUUCAGCUCUAGUGGCAACGAUGUGGUACGAACUCACAGCUCUAUUUCAGCUGCCCAAGUUCUAAAGAAAAGAAAUGGAAAAGCAGGAGAGGUUAAACGAUAUCUCUGUUCUGAAUUUCAUAAUUCUGGGUGGAUACUCCCCAGAGAUAGUUUACUCAUUUUUCUCCAGUAGCCUCAAGGGAAAAAGUGGAAUGGUAGUAUUGCCUCCGCUUGCAGGCCUGGUGCAGGUUUACGUACAGAACGACAUUAACGCCGUCCUGGGCUGUUAUAAACAUUGUUGAUUGAGGGUCGGCUUUUGAUAAGGGGAAUAGGUUUGGAAUCUUUGACUGGUCGUGGGAUCUUUAGGUACAAGUUCCUUUUCUGGGCGCGAAGCUCGGCACAAUCAUUUUUUCUGCACUGCAAGGAGCCGGAAGCAUUCCUGUCCAUCAGCAGAAACAGCGGAUGCAGGUUUUUUCCUAACGUAGUAGACUCAAGCGUUUCAUUUUGAUUCUACUCAGUAAUUGUAAGUCUCUGAAACCUAUAAUCUGAUGUUGAUCACUGUAACAUAGAGGUUCUGGUGAAGACUCCGUCCAGUACUCAGCCUCACUUUUUGUGAAGCAAGCCAGAAACUCCUUGGGAACUUUCAGAUAAUGUUGUUAAGAAAAUUCUUUAAUCCCGUAAGGGUCAAUAGGUUAGCUUUAUGUUGUGGAAUCUAUCACAGUCCACACACAUAUGUAAUUGUUUUUAGCUUUUUAAAUAACAAAAGAGUUUGAGCGCUAAUUGAUAUU